AGUGUGUGUGAGCCGAGUGUGUGUGAGCCGAGUGUGUGUGUGAGCCGAGUGUGUGAGCCGAGUGUGUGUGAGCCGAGUGUGUGAGCCGAGUGUGUGAGCCGAGUGUGUGAGAGCCGAGUGUGUGAGCUGUGGCAGUAACAAUGCCUUCAGUUCAGUAUCUGAGAGAGUUUAUCAACGAGCGACUAACUGCUGCUGCUGAACAAAUAUUCUUGGAGUUUGAAAAAACGAUCGUCCAGUACGAGGAAGAGAUCGACCGUCAGCGCAGACUGCUGGAUAUCACCUGGAAACCCCAAAUCAAGCUGCACAGGACAGACGUCCCACAGCAGCAGGUUUGUGAGGAGGAGGAGGAGGGGGAGGUUCUCCCUGAGCAGCAGCUCUGGAACCAGGAGAGGAGCUCCAGUGUGGAGCAGGAGGAACCAGAACCUCCACAGAUUAAAGAGGAACAGGAGGAACUGUGCAGCAGUCAGGAGGGAGAGCAGCUGGGACUGAAGGAGGAGCCUGAAGUUCAUAAUGAUCCUGUGCAGUACGAGGAAGAGAUGGAGCGUCAGCGCAGACUGCUGGAUAUCACCUGGAAACCCCAAAUCAAGCUGCACAGGACAGACCUCAGACAGCAGCACGUCUGUAAGGAGGAGGAGGUUCUCCCUGAGCAGCAGCUCUGGAACCAGGAGAGGAGCUCCAGUGUGGACCAGGAGGAACCAGAACCUCCACAGAUUAAAGAGGAACAGGAGGAACUGUGCAGCAGUCAGGAGGGAGAGCAGCUGGGACUGAAGGAGGAGACGGAUACCUUCAUGGUGACUGCUGCUGAGGAAGGAGAGCACAGUGAACCAGGAGGAGACGGGGAGCAGCUCCUCUCUCCAAGCUCUGCUGGAGGUGAGAGCCAGGAUCAACGAGGAAACAAGUAUGGAGCAUCAGAACUCCCACAUCACCAGAACAUGAAGGAGGUUCUCCAAGAGCAGCAGUUCAGUAAUCCAGAGAGGAACCCCAGUCUGGGCCAGGAGGAACCACAAGGACAACUUUUGCUUGAGGACGGGACCGAUACCUUUAUGCUAACAGCUACUUGUGAGGAAAGUGACCACAGCGACUCAGAAACAGAUAGCGAGCAGCUCCUCUGUGAUGACUCUCCUGAAACUGAAAGCAGAGAUCAAGAAACGAGCAAGCAAGAAGAGUCGGGGUUAACUGAAGAUGCAGGGUCAAAGCCAAAGAAGGGACAUCAGGGAAAGGAAACUUACCAGCUCAGCUUGCCGAUUUCAGUGAGCCAGUGUAAUGACACUUUCAGUAUGUCCCAGGGAAAGAAGCAUCACAUGAUACAAAACAAUGUGAAACUCUACGUGUGCAAAAUAUGUCGUAAAAUUUUUGUGAGAAGGUAUCACUUGUCUAUGCACAUGAGAAUCCACACAGGUGAAAAACCAUAUUCUUGUGAAACAUGUGGGAAACGUUUCAGUAUAAAACGCAGUUUGGCUCGUCACAUCACCGCUCACACAGGAGAGAAACCGUAUUGUUGUGAAACAUGUGGGAAAAGUUUCAGUGCUAAAAAUAGUUUGUCUUACCACAUCACCACUCACUCAGGUGAGAAACCAUAUUCAUGUGAAAUAUGCAGGAAACGUUUCGGUCAAAGCAGUGCUCUGUAUCUCCACAAGAAAACCCACACAGGCGAGAAGCCGUAUCAUUGUGACAUCUGUGGGAAAAGUUUUCGGCAAGCUGGUCACUUGUCUCGCCACAAGAAAACUCACACUGGUGAGAAACCAUAUUCUUGUGAAACAUGUGGGAAAAGUUUCAGUCAAAGCAGUGUUCUGUAUGCUCACAAGAAAAUCCACACUGGGGAGAAACCUUAUCAUUGUGAAAUAUGUGGGAAAAACUUUAGUCAAAAAAGUCACUUGUCUCGGCACAAAAAAACUCACACAGCUGAGAAGUUGUAGUCCGUUUGAAACGCUGUAUUCUUCUGUCGGUCAGUAAAAAUAAUGUUUAUGUUACAGGUGGAGUAAAGAGAGCUCAGAAGUGUCUUGUCUUGAUCAUGUGAGUUUAUUGCAUGUCACAUUAUAUGUGGUCUGUCAAAUAACAUCUAUUCAGUUCAAUUCAAUUUUAUUUAUAUAGCACCAAAUCACAACAACAGUCGCCUCAAGGUGCUUUAUAUUGUAAGGUCGACCCAACGAAAGACAAGAAAGAAAUAUACUUCCUUUCUUGUCUUUCGUUCACUCUCAGUAAGUUCUAUGUAAUCUCUGUUUAUCUUGAUCUGAUGCCUACUUUGUCUUUUGUCUUAAUUUUGAAAUAUUCCCUUUGCACUUGUUUAAUCUCGCUAAAUGUUCUCUUAUGUGUUUGUGAUAUAUUUGUGCUAGGUUCCUAAAUAUAUUUUAUCUUGAAAUGAAGCAGCUCUUCCAGUUUUUAUCAUCAAGUUUUAUUAUUUUUACCUUAAUGUUUACCUUCUUUCCCUCAUCACUCCAUCUUUUUUUCACCUGAGUCUUGUGGAAAAGUCUUCUUCCACUGUGUGUUUUGUUAGUAUUUGUAACUGCAGGAAAUUUUUCUCUUUUUUUUUUAACCUUUCCUAAAGAUGUUUCGGGGUUUGGAGGUGAUACUAAUAAAUUGGAAAAAAAUGUGGUUAACAUGAUGUGAAAGCUGUAUAAAUAAA
Molecule: messenger RNA, 2623 nt
Organism: Oreochromis aureus
Lineage: Eukaryota; Metazoa; Chordata; Actinopteri; Cichliformes; Cichlidae
Product: zinc finger protein 239-like
Exons: 4
Coding region: 141-1916 (591 amino acids)
Biological process (GO): regulation of transcription by RNA polymerase II
Cellular component (GO): nucleus
Molecular function (GO): DNA-binding transcription factor activity, RNA polymerase II-specific; RNA polymerase II cis-regulatory region sequence-specific DNA binding
Source: RefSeq, a predicted model, not a curated record